Molecule: messenger RNA, 651 nt
Organism: Blepharisma stoltei
Lineage: Eukaryota; Ciliophora; Heterotrichea; Heterotrichida; Blepharismidae
Source: the annotation of a GenBank genome assembly
AUGAAAGUCUUUUUUUACGCAGUCAGAGCAGGGCGAAGACCUGGAAUCUAUAAAAGUUGAGAUGAAUGUCUAGAACAAAUACAUAAAUUUCAAGGCGCCGAUUACAAGAAAUUCCCUGAUUUCGAUUCUGCUAAAAAAUUUUUAAGCUAUGAAUCUAAAGAAAUUCCUAAAACGUUGCAGUCAUCAGAAACUGAAGACAUUGAAAAAGAAAAGAAAGAAAUAUUCGAUAAUGCUGGAAUUGUAUAUACAGAUGGAGGAUCUCGGGGCAAUCCUGGGAUUGCUGGCUGUGGAGCUGCUCUCUACAACUUAAAACACAUAGAAGUAGCAAGCUCGUACAAGUUUUUAGGUAGGAAGCUUACAAAUAACAUUGCAGAAUAUGAAGGAGUUCUUCUUGGUAUGGAGCUUGCUACUGAGCAUAAUGUGAAAAAAUUAGAAGUCCGUUCAGAUUCUAAAUUGGCUGUGUCACAAAUUCAAGGGAAAUGAGCUGUGCGACAUCCUGAUAUAAUGGAAAUUUGGAACAAAACUAUGAGCAAAACUAAAAAUUUUGAGUCUUUUUCAAUAAAACACAUUGACAGAGAAAUGAACUCUAGGGCUGACGAACUUGCAAACAAGGGAAUGGAUCUUAUAAUUGUUGAAAAUAAUGAAAUAUAA